Molecule: messenger RNA, 2424 nt
Organism: Exophiala spinifera
Lineage: Eukaryota; Fungi; Ascomycota; Eurotiomycetes; Chaetothyriales; Herpotrichiellaceae
Exons: 5
Coding region: 1-2424 (807 amino acids)
Biological process (GO): nuclear-transcribed mRNA catabolic process, nonsense-mediated decay
Cellular component (GO): telomerase holoenzyme complex
Molecular function (GO): telomeric repeat DNA binding; protein binding; telomerase RNA binding
Source: RefSeq, a predicted model, not a curated record
AUGGAAGAUGAUCUCGCCACAAAGGCGUCCGAGACUGUUGACCGUGUAGAAAAAGAGUUGAUUUCGACCUUGAAACACAAAGAGCCUGUGUAUCCACGGUUGGAACAGCAACUUGCCAGACUCCGUACAGCAUGUCAAGAUUGUAUCUUUGCCAGUUUCGAGCUGGCCACCACGCGCAAGGUCGAGUCACGCUUAUGGGACGCACAUUCAAAGGUCAAUAAGACAUUCAGGGUCUUUUUGGCCAGAUUCCGGGAGGGAGAGAGCAAGAAGAAGCAUGUCGAGCGCCGAAAGGCCGAAAAGCUCUAUCUUGAUUUUAUCAAAUCAAGCAUGCGCUUCUAUCGUGGUUACGUGCAGCGGCUGGCUUCUCACUUUGCCGAUAUACCGGAAGUAUUUGAGGUUGCUCGAAAGUUCAACCUUGAUGCCUCAUCAGUUGACUCGUCUCAGCCCGUAGACUUGGCUCUCAAAAGGCAGAUCAUUCGCUCUUGCUACCUGACUUUGAUCCAGCUGGGUGACUUGUCCCGCUACAGAGAGACAGAGCUGCAGACCAAAGAACGCAACUGGGGACCCGCCAAAGGAUAUUAUGAGCUGGCCACCACACUUGACCCUUCUUCUGGCAUGUCUUACAAUCAACUGGCCGUUAUCGCUCUGGCAGACCAGGAUCAUUUACGGGCAGUGUAUUAUCUUUACCGUGCCAUUUCCGCUCCCAAUCCUGCUCCUCAGGCCGAGGGAAACCUAAAGAUUGAGUUUCGUAAGGUCAAGUCCAAAUUGACACAAGGCAAGCCGUUGUCGGAUGUCGCCUCCACUAGCGACGCGAACACCGAUCUCUUACACCGCUUCCUCCUUUUCCAUGCCCGGUGCUUCGAAGCAGGCUUCGUCGAUCAUGGAGAUCUACAAAGCGAGAUCCUCAAUUUGCUCGCAAAUGAACUUCAAGCCAAGCGCUCUGAUAAUCUGCUUCGGAAAUUCUGCUUGAUCAACAUCGCUGCCGAAAAGUAUGCGGCAGACAAGGCCAUAGCUGUCGGGGGCGGUGAUAUACCAUCGGCAGCUGGGUCCUACCAAAUGCUGUUCCAUCUUAACAUCUUGACCUUUACUCGUCUUCUCAAGAUGCUAUUUGAGGAGCUUCAACGACAUGGACCAGUGCGGUCCGAUGUCUUGAGUGUUCUAUGCAAACGUCUUCUGCCUCAUUUAAGGCUUUACAGCGAUUGGUUCCUAACCAACGUCAACUAUCUUCUUGCCAGCAGUUCCUCGCAAACUGAGUUAUCAGAGUUGUGGCAGAUAUAUGCCCAAACAAUCACUCUUCUCAUUCAAAGAUUCGCGGUUCCUACAAUUCCUGACAUAGCUUACCUACUGGAGGAAGAUCAAGAUACCUUAGGAUUUACACCUUUUCAAAAGUCCAUCGGCGAGGAACGAUUUCACGAUUCCGCAAACGACGUUAAGCCAGUGUACUCGGAAUCAACUUUUGGUGAGCGCUCAGUCGAAAAUGAGAUGCUCUAUCGUAUCAAAGGUCUUGUCAAGGACGGUUUGUUUCUCUGCCAAAGAACGGGUCAAUUUGAACCAGAUUCGAAUCUCACGAAUGCGGUUCCUUUAGUCUUUGCUGGGAAGCAGCUGAUUUACACGGGACAGGGUGAUCUGCAAACCUUGUCGUCGAUGGGCUCUUCGAUACACAUCAAUAGUUCGGCGGGAAGCAUCGAUGUCGAUAACCUUGACCGCGUCAGCAGCUCACUCAACGCCUUUUCUCAGCGUCCAGCCCACCCUGACGGUGUUUCAGAAGCUGUUCUGAAGUCGACAAUGGAAAACAUGGUGAUCGACCUUACAGAACGGGAAGAGCCCGCUCAAUUCGAGUUGCAGAGUGAUCUUUCACCCCGAAGUAUGAAGACGCCAUAUGCACAAGGUUUUCCGCGACGAAGCUCGCAGUUGUCUCAUGGGCCAGAUGUUAUGCCAGAACAGACACAUUCCUUCCGACUCUCGACCGGUUCUCUUUCUGGACUUCCGGGCCAGAUUGGUGGACGGCCAAUAAUUCCUCCCGUUACGCAUUCGCCUUUUACGCCCACCGCCGAAGAGUCUGGCUUCUCACCUCGUACAGGCAUCGUGAGGCGUCCUGAUUCACUGGCUUUCCCAGCUCAACUUAAUAGUGCGGUUCAAUUUAAUGCGCAGAUCAAGCAUAUGCAGCAACAAAUUGAGAUCAUGUCUUCGCCCCUUGAGUCUUUCCAGCCAACCAUGUCGAGUCACUAUGGCACCCCGACACAUUUGCCCUCGUGGAGUCGCAUAGAUGAAACCGAUAAGCUUCCACUGUCACCUUGGCAAGAUCUCGGUCAGGUGCAAAGAACAGGUCUUUCAACACGAAGUCCAGAGCCAUCUCCAUUUGGGGCCAUUGGAGAAGCACGACCUAAGAGCAGUCGUGCGCCAACAAGCGGACAGCAUGGAUGA